Messenger RNA from Rhodamnia argentea, 1913 nucleotides. RefSeq lists its product as uncharacterized. The transcript has 10 exons. The record is from RefSeq and is a predicted model, not a curated record. NCBI's taxonomy places the organism in Eukaryota, Viridiplantae, Streptophyta, Magnoliopsida, Myrtales, Myrtaceae. The coding region runs from base 205 to 1554 and encodes 449 amino acids.
AUUAACGUCAAAGAAUCUCGACAGCUCGUCACUCUCUCUUCCCCUCGGAGAGCCCAUACCCAACAAGACACCAAACAAAAGCACCGUCUUGCAGGAGCAACAGGCAAUCGAGCCGAACGCGUCUGCUUCCCUUGUUCUCUUCGUCAUCUCUGAACCUCGGCGAGUCCUCGAUCCGCAUCGCUUGAAGCAGAGAUUAGGCAGCGGAUGGCGAGUUCAAGCUGGAUUCAGUUUCAUUCGCACCGGAGCGUCGCUCUCGGUGCCGGAAGCGAGUGGAAGCUGCCGAUUCCUCCUCGGCGUUGUUGCGAUGUCGCGUCUUGUUCACUCCGCGGUCGCCGCUCGAUCGCCUUGAAGAAGCCGCUGCGAAGCAGAGUCCGUUGCAGCUACGAUGACGGCAAUCGGGGACCGCCGCAACAGCCGCCGUCUCAGUCCACGGGAGUUCGACUUUACAGCGAGAUUGAAAGAGUGCUCACUGAGACAGUACGCCAGUCUCAAAAUGCUUGGGGUAUUACAGGGGACUGGAGCCAAAUUGAGGGAGCUUGGGUCCUUAAACCAAGAAACUCACAGCCAAAUGCAGUUGUACAUUUUAUUGGUGGAAUAUUUGUGGGAGCUGCCCCUCAGCUAACCUACCGUCUAUUCCUUGAGCGGCUUGCAGAAAAGGGUAUUUUAGUGAUUGCAACACCAUAUGCCAGUGGGUUUGAUCACUUCUUCAUUGCAGAUGAAGUGCAAUUCAAAUUUGAUCAUUGUCAUCGGUAUCUACAAGAUGUAGUACAUGAUCUUCCUACUUUUGGCAUUGGACACUCAUUGGGAUCCGUCAUCCACCUUUUAAUUGGAUCGAGAUAUGCGGUGCAAAGAAAUGGAAACAUAUUAAUGGCAUUCAACAACAAGGAGGCGAGCUUGGCUAUUCCUUUGUUUUCACCUGUUCUGGUUCCAAUGGCCCAGAGCUUGGGUCCAUUUUUGUCCCAAAUCGCAUCAUCACCAACAGUCAAGCUAGGGGCAGAAAUGACUAUUAAGCAAUUAGAGAACCUCAGUCCGCCCAUCAUGAAGCAAGUACUUCCUUUAGUUGAGCAACUCCCUCCCUUGUACAUGGACUUGGUCAAGGGGAGAGAGGACUUUUCUCCAAAGCCAGAAGAAACUCGACGACUUAUAAAGUCCUAUUACGGAAUCUCGAGGAAUCUUUUGAUAAAAUUUAAGGACGAUUCUAUCGACGAAACAUCAACUCUAGCACAGGUCCUCAGUUCAGAAUCGGCUAUUAGUUCAAUGCUGGACAUGUCAAUUCGUUUGUUGCCAGGAGAUCACGGUCUUCCUCUGCAGCAGGCUCUUCCAGAUGUUCCACCAGCAAUGGCUGAUGCAGUAAACAGGGGAAGUGAGUUCAUCACCAAUAUGACGGUGGGGACACCGUGGGAGACAGUAGCCAAAGAGAUGGGAAAUACUUUAGGUGUUGACCCGAGGUCGAGGAUUCUUCGUGCACAAAUAUCCAAGGAAAUAGACGUGCUUGUCGAUGUUGUCACAUCAUGGGUGGCUUCAAACACAGGUCCCAAACUUUUGAGAUCUUAAUUAUGGACGGUUUCAGGACUCUUUCUGAUGGAAAGGUGUGUCAAGAAUCUAUAAGGGAUAGCAGUUUGUAGUGCUUGUUGAGUUCUGCAGAAACUAUUGUAAAUGUGUUGGAUAGGGUUUUUAGCCCUCCUGGGGUCCUAUGUUCUGUAUAGGGAUAAUAUUCUGGGUGUCAGCAAUAGAGCACGUUUCUCCAGAAGAAAUAUGUGGGAAUGUGUAGACAAAGGAUGUUUGAAGCAUCAUGUUUCAUAUGAGGGGAAAAAUUGUCUUGUUGAUGCUAUCUGAUGAAAGGUAUGUGUAAAGAACUUACGGGAACCAUAUGCUGCAGGCUGUAAUGAUGUUUGACUGUGUUUCCCCUUGAA